Grosmannia clavigera kw1407 is the source of this 1608-nucleotide messenger RNA. Its product is annotated as glutaminase. The transcript is spliced from 3 exons. Lineage: Eukaryota; Fungi; Ascomycota; Sordariomycetes; Ophiostomatales; Ophiostomataceae. Gene Ontology annotation, biological process: carbohydrate metabolic process. Bases 1 to 1608 code for a protein of 535 amino acids. The record is from RefSeq and is a predicted model, not a curated record.
AUGGUAUUAGAAUGGGCAAGUGCCAACACAAAUCAAACCAUCGACUGGGACUACAAUGAUAAUAAAAGCGUUGCCUACCAUCAAUUCUCUCUUUCCCAGCAGGCUGUAUUUGUAGAGGCAUCGGAUAUGGCUCAAUGGGGAACUUGGUUCUUUGGUACAGGUAGUAGUGUCGGGUUAACUAGUCAGACUGGAAGCUCCGACAAUGCAACAAGAGCCCAGUUUAUCGACAAUGGACGUCUCAGCAACACCAAGGAUGUCAACUACAGAGCCAUUGGCAAUUCUCGACCCAUUUUUGCCUUUUCCCAAGACCUAGGUUCAUUGGAUGGGACCGAAAAAGAUGCUCUCUUUGUUGUCGGUAUUGCUCAGGAGCAAGUGAUCAACUUUCGGGGUGCUUCUGACUCUACCGAGGCUCUCGCUGCACUCUGGACAACCAAAUACGGGUCUGCCCAGGACGCCGUGGCAGCUUUUUACCAGGAUUGGGAGAAUGCUGCGGAGGACUCCGCAAGUCUUGAUGCCAAGAUCCAGAGCGAUUCUGAAAAAGCGGGUGGCAGCAACUACGCCACUCUGACAACACUAGCUGUCCGACAAGUGUUUGGAGGUCUGCAAGUGGCACACGGAUCGAGCCAGGACUACGUCUUUUUGAAAGAAAUCAGCUCCGACGGCGACUGCUCAACUGUUGACGUCUUAUUCCCGGCACACCCCAUCCUACUUUACCUGAACUCUACCCUGUUGAAGCUUCUCCUAGACCCGCUGUUUGAGCAUCAAGAGAGCGGCCACUACCCUAACCCCUGGUCGAUUCAUGAUUUGGGUGUCUUCCCCAAUGCUCUCGGCUAUGCAGCGGGUGAUGAUGAGGCUAUGCCAGUGGAAGAGUGCGGAAACAUGAUUAUCAUGACUCUGGCUUACGCCCAACGUUCUCACGACCACUCGUACUUGGCGAAGCACUGGCCGCUCCUCAACCAAUGGGCGCAGUUUCUUGUCAACGACUCGCUGAUUCCAGACAAUCAGCUGUCGACCGACGACUUUGCUGGUACCCUGGCAAACCAGACCAAUCUAGCACUGAAGGGCAUCAUUGGCAUUGGGGCCAUGUCCGAGAUUGCGAAUCUGAGUGGUGUUCCAGCUGCGUCUUCGUAUACCACGACAUACCAAAACACGGCCGAGGACUACAUCGAGAAGUGGGCCAGCUAUGGCAUUGCUGCGGAGGCGAAUCCACCUCAUACCACACUGGCGUAUGGCCAGAACGAUACGCACGGACUGCUGUACAACUUGUACGCAGACCGCCUUCUUGGGCUGAAUCUGGUGCCGCAGUCUAUUUAUGACAUGCAGAGUGACUUCUACCAGACAAGCAUACUGGACUUUGGCCUGCCACUGGACACGCGGCAUAUGUGGGCCAAGGCAGACUGGGAGGUCUUUGUAGCGGCCAUAGCAAAGGCAGACACACAGUCGUUGAUUAUGGAACGGCUGAUACACUUUGUGGAAGCAACGCAGUCGAACCGUCCCCUGACAGAUUUAUAUGAUGCUACUACGGGGAAUUAUCCCGUGGAUGGGCCGUCGUUUAUGGCGCGCCCGGUGAUGGGUGGAGUGUUUGCGUUAUUGGCACUGCCCAGCUGA